This is a messenger RNA of Sciurus carolinensis (gray squirrel), 1071 nucleotides long. It is a transcript of the gene Mrps10, whose product is annotated as mitochondrial ribosomal protein S10. Gene Ontology annotation, cellular component: mitochondrion; mitochondrial small ribosomal subunit. Lineage: Eukaryota; Metazoa; Chordata; Mammalia; Rodentia; Sciuridae. Bases 6 to 611 code for a protein of 201 amino acids. The record is from RefSeq and is a predicted model, not a curated record. The transcript is spliced from 7 exons.
GGAAGAUGGCGGCGCGGGCAGCCUUUGGGACUGUGUGCCGGCACCUCUGGCAGGGCUUGGGGAAUUUGUCUGUAAGCAGUUCUAAGAGCAGUACAGCAAAUAAUGGUGCCUUUCUUCUCAGUACCAGCAUGAAGUGGGUACAGUUCUCAAACCUUCAUAUUGAUGUUCCAAAGGAUUUGACCAAACCUACGAUAACCAUUUCUGAUGAACCAGACACAUUAUAUAAACGACUGUCAAUUUUAGUUAAAGGCCACGAUAAGGCUGUGUUGGACAGUUAUGAAUAUUUUGCUGUGCUUGCUGCUAAAGAACUUGGUAUCUCUGUUAAAGUACAUGAACCUCCAAGGAAAAUAGAGCGAUUUACUCUUCUCAAAUCGGUGCAUAUUUUCAAGAAGCACAGAGUUCAGUAUGAAAUGAGAACACUUUACAGAUGUUUAGAGUUAGAGCAUCUAACUGGAUGCACAGCAGAUGUCUACUUGGAAUAUAUUCAGCGAAACUUACCUGAAGGUGUUGCCAUGGAAGUAACAAAGACUCAGUUAGAACAAUUACCAGAUCACAUCAAGGAGCCAAUCUGGGAAACAGUACCAGAGAAAAAAGAAGAAAGCAAGUCAUGAAGCCUCAGGGAGCCACUGUGCCUGGAUUCGAAAGAAGAGCGGGGCCAGAUGCGAAUGUGUGAAUGGAGAGCAUGUGAAACUGAGACAGUGUGGAGUACUCUCACUGCUCUGUUGAGUCCUCUUGCCCAGUUCAGUUGAGAACAGGGAAUGGAACCUUAAUGACAGACUGAAAUGGAGUGAGAGACCAUUUUAUCUGUUCUUUUUUUAUCCAUGUCAUCGUUUCCGUUCCAAUUUUAAAAACUUGAGCAGCCAGACAUUGUGGUACACAUCUGUAAUCCCAGCUGCUUGGGAUGCCAAAGCAGGAGGAUUGCAAGUUCAAAACCAGCCUCAACAAGUUACUGAAAGCCUGACUCAAAAUAAGAAAAGGGUUGGAAAUGUGAUUCAGUGAUAGAAUUCCCCUGGAUUCAAAACCCAGUACCGCAAAAAAAUAAAAAUAAAAUAUACAAGUGAACCAUUUGGA